UGUGAGAUCGGAUUUCAAAGCCAGAGGAGGGAGGAAGCGGUGGCUCACUCUCAUAACCGGAUAAUCUCCUUCUCGAGGCGCACAACUUCUCACCGUCCCCGCCGCAUCGGGUGGCGUUCUCUCUUCUCUGCAGUUCUUAAAGGCAGAGCUACCCUCUCUGGGUCUGGACGGCGCAGCCCUACCGACGCGUGUACACGCAGCAGGAUUCACACGUGCACGGCCAUCGCGCAUCUAAGGCUGUCCCGUGGAGCAGAGCAGCCCCGGGCUACCUGGCUCAAUGGUUUGAACAGGGACGAGACGGCGGCUUCUCGUGGGCACUCCGUGGGAAAACAAUCCGAUUUUUUCCCAAGCUUUCUCGGCCGCCACCCCGAAAUAAUGCCGCCCUCUCCUCCAGCCCGCUAGCGCCGCUUUCUGGCACGCAGAGGGUUAAAGGCAGGCCCCGGCCUGUGGGAGGGGAACCGAGAGCCAGGAAGGAGGGAAGGCUGGCAAAAGUUGGAAAGUUUCCCGCUCCUGCCCCAUUGCUUCGCCGCAUCCCCCGAGACUCUCCUCGGGGAACUGGAGCAUUUCCAGUCACCGGCGGGUGGGGCAAAAAUCUCCCCGCUCAGGAACCCUCCCCGUUGGGGCUGGGAGUAGCUGCCCGCCGCCUCCUUCCUAAACAUAAAGGAAACGCGCCACCUUCCCCGCCCUAAGAGCAAAUCCAGAGGCAGCUCAGAGCAUCCACCAUGAAGAAGGCUGCAGGGAGCAUCAGCCCCAGCAAACCUAAAGAAGCCACCUUCAGUGCUGAGGAUGGUUAUGUGAAGAUGUUCCUGCGGGGACGCCCAAUCCCCAUGUUUGUCCCUGAUGCCGUUGUUGCCACCUACAGCCUGGAUGCCAAGCUGGAUCUGCCCCAUAAGAAGCUAAAGCUGGACUGGGUCUAUGGGUAUCGGGGCCGUGACUGUCGGGCCAACCUUUUCCUGCUGCCCACGGGAGAGAUCGUAUAUUUUGUGGCUGCUGUGGCUGUCCUCUACAAUGUGGAGGAGCAGCGCCAGCGCCACUACCUGGGCCACACAGAUGACAUCAAGUGCCUGACUGUGCAUCCUGACAUGGUAACCAUAGCAACUGGACAGGUGGCUGGGACUUCUAAAGAUGGCAAGCCGUUGCCUCCCCAUGUGCGGGUCUGGGAUUCUGUGAGUCUGAAUACGCUUCAUGUCCUAGGACCAGGGCCCUUUGACCGAGCUGUGAGCUGCGUGGGAUUCUCUAAGUCUAAUGGUGGUGGGCUCCUGUGUGCUGUCGAUGACUCAAAUGACCACGUACUGUCUGUGUGGGACUGGCAAAAGGAGCAGAAGCUUGCUGAUGUGAAGUGCUCCAAUGAGUCUGUGCUGGCUGCCACCUUCCACCCUACAGAGCCGUCUCUCCUCAUUACCUGCGGAAAAUCCCACAUCCACUUCUGGACGCUGGAGGGAGGCAGCCUCAGCAAGAGGCAGGGCAUUUUUGAGAAACACGAGAAGCCCAAAUACAUCCUGUGUGUAGCUUUCACAGAGAAUGGAGACACUGUGACUGGUGAUUCUGGGGGGAAUCUCUACAUCUGGGGAAAAGGGGGAAACCGGAUUUGCCAUGCAGUGCCAGGAGCUCACGAAGGUGGCAUCUUUGGUUUGUGUGUGCUGCGAAAUGGGACCAUUGUCACAGGAGGCGGCAGAGACCGGAGAGUUGUGCUCUGGGGACGGGAUUACCACAAGAUACAGGAGAAUGAGGUACCUGAAGGUUUUGGGCCAGUGCGCACCAUUGCCGAAGGGAAAGGCGACUCCCUCUUUGUGGGCACCACCCGAAAUUCAGUGCUCCAUGGAUCCUUGGCUACUGGCUUCUCGCUGCUAGUGCAGGGACACACAGAAGAGCUCUGGGGUCUGGCCACCCAUCCUACAUUGGACCACUUCUUGACCUGCGGGCAAGACAAGCAGGUUCACCUGUGGAGCGUGGCCACCCACCAGCCCCUGUGGAGCAAGGGAAUUGAUGAUGCGGCUCGCUCAGCUGGCUUCCACCCCAGCGGUUCUGUGCUGGUGGUGGGCACCGUAACUGGCAGGUGGCUGGUGCUGGACACAGAAACCCGAGAUUUGGUGACCAUCCACACUGAUGGUGGGGAGCCAAUUUCUGUGGUCAGCUUUUCCCCAGAUGGCAAGUAUCUGGCCUUGGGCUCCCAUGAUAACUUUGUCUACAUCUAUCUGGUUUCUGAGGGUGGCAGAAAAUACGGGCGUGUCGGCAAGUGCUCGGGUCACUCCAGUUUCAUCACCCAUCUGGACUGGGCCUUUGACAGCAGCUGUCUGGUCACCAAUUCUGGCGAUUAUGAAAUCCUGUACUGGGACCCAGCCACCUGCCGGCAAAUCACCAGCGCUGAGGCUGUGCGCAACGUGGACUGGGCCACCGCCACCUGCGUGCUGGGCUUUGGAGCCUUUGGGAUCUGGCCAGAAGGGGCAGACGGCACCGAUAUCAACGCCGUCUGCCGCUCCCAUGAUGGGAAGCUCCUGGCGUCUGCUGACGACUUCGGCAAAGUGCACUUGUUCUCCUAUCCUUGCUGCCAACCGCGGGCUCCCAGCCACACCUACAGUGGCCACAGCAGCCACGUCACCAACAUUGCCUUCCUCCAUGAUGACAGCCUGCUUCUCUCCACCGGUGGGACUGACACCAGCAUCCUCCAGUGGCGCCUCAUCUAGCAGGGCAGGGGACAAGUGGGCUUUCCAGGGGCAAGUGGUGCAACGGUGGGGGUGGGAUUGGAUCCUAUUAAACACUUUUGGAGGUGGGGGUGACAGUAAUGUGCCCCUCCUGGAUUGGGGAAGGGGGGGAGGGAGCUAUAACUGUUCAGAGGUGGGAUAUGGAAAGAGGAAGAUUUGAAGAGGAUGAGGUGGAGCUAUAUUUUACAGAAAUCUCUAUAUGAAUAGUGAUAAUAUAUAUCCAGAUUUAUCUCUAUAUAUCUAUAUUUAAAGGCUGAAGGUUGCACAGGCUGAGAAUGUGACGGUGUUGGGAAGAUGGGAGGGAGAGAGGAAUGCAGUUGCACACCCAGAUUUCUCUUUCCUCCCCAGAUGUUUGAAUUACAGAUGUAAACCAGUUUGAUAACUGGUUUGGCUGUCGCCAUUCUCGCUCUGUUUUUCCCUAAUCUCCCAUACACUACCACCCCGAGCCCUGCCAAGAAGAGUGUUGUAGGGUACUAAGAAGGCUGUUUUCAUUUUCCUUCUCCUCCCAGAACUGUGGUUUCUAGGGCUUUUUGAAUGGAAACUGGAGACUGUCUUAAACCAGUUUUGUCUUGCAUCAUAUACAUGCCCUUACAUGCAAUCUUGUGAGAUGUGAGUUGGGGGGGGGGUGAGGGACAGAUUUUUCUCCACACCCCCCCGAUGCCAUGUACUUGGUGUGCAUGCUUUGCAUUCAAAAUGUCCCAGGGCCAGUCUCCAGCCAGGGCUGGAAUGCCCGCUGUCUGAAACCCUGCAGAGCUGCUGCUAGGCAGGAUGAUGCUGAGCUAGAGAGAUAAAAGGUCGGCCUUGGUACGAGGCGGCUCCCGGUAUUCCUAUGAGUUGGGUGUGGAUGUCCACAGUUCUCUUAAGAGCAUAACGGAGGCAGCCCUCAUUCCCUCUGACCUCUUUCCAAGGGAUGCUUGUUCCCUGGUUUGUAUGUGAGGAAAGAGGAUUUGGAGAGGCUUCGGGGGGCAGUGUGAUGUGGCUGGUCCCUGGACUUGCAUCAAAGGGGGGGAUUGUGCUUCUCUUCCCUCCCUCCAUUCCCUCACCCACGAAAUGGAUGUGGAAAACGGGUAUUGUUUUCCUCUUACUGACAUCUGGUUUUCUCAAAUCUGCUGCGUGCUGUCGCACUAAACCCUUGAGUGGGAGGGGAGUGUGCCUCAUCUCCAACCCCAACCAGCCUUCUAGGGAAGAAAGCUUUAGAGCAAAGAGCAAGGAUGGAGAGGGAAGAGUUACCCCCAGCAAGACAUUUCACAUCCUUUCAUCAAGGAGUUUUAAGUCGUGCGUGGCCUAACAGUGGCAUCAAUGGGCUUGUUCACGCGGCUGCCCUGUGCACAUAUAAGGUGGGUCUGGGUCUGACGUCUACAUGAAAAAGGUGUUUAGGUAAAGGGGUCGGGGUGUGUGGCCCCAGGCAGAUUUUUCCCAGCCUGCCUCCAGUAUUAGAAGUAAGCUCAGUGGCAGUACGUCUGCUUCGUGUGCAGAAGGUCCCAGGUUCAGUCUCCUCCAUCUCUAGGCAGGGCUGGGGGACACGCUCUGGCUGAAAACCCGGAGAGCGGCUGCUGCCAAUUACCGUAGAUAGUACUGAGCUUGACAGACCAAUGUUCUCCUGUAGUGUAAGCAGCUUCCCCUGUUCCUAAGAACCUUGUGGAAUCUGACCCAAGAGAGCCCAGCCAGUCCAGCUGAGCACCCGCUUUCCCCACAGUGGCCAACCAGAUGCCUCUACCAGUAGGGUUUGAAGGCCCUAACCCUUCCCUUAUGGUGACGGCCGACAAACUGGUAUUAGUGGCACACUACCUAUCACCAUCUCAUCUGAUCUUGGAAGCUAAGCAGGGUCAGGCCUGGUUAGUCCUUGGAUGGGAGACCACCUGGGAACACCGGGUGCCGUAGGCUUAGAGGAAGGCAAUGGUCAACCACCUCUGAAUACCUCUUACCAUGAAAACCUUAUGAAUAUAUCCAAACAUAGAUUCAUAGGGUUGCCAUAAGUUGUAAUCGACUUGAAGGCAUAUAACAAAAACAACCUAUCACCAUGGACACUGCAUUUAGCCAUUGUCAGUAGUGGCCAAUGACAGACAUCCUCUUCCUCAAUGGUCUCAUCCUUUUUUGGAGCCGUCACCACAUCUUGUGGAGGCAAAUUCCACAGAUCAGCCCUGUGCUUUGGGGAAUGGCUUUCUGUUGGAUGCCCUGCCACUGAGUUUCAUGAAGGAUGCCAAAUCCUAGUACAGAAUGGGAAAUAAGCAAGCCAGGCUAAGAGGAAGCAAUGAGGGAAAACUGGGAGGGAUUGGGGGGAGGGGAAGAAGAGUUCAGUUCCUGUCAGUUGUGCGCACCUUUUCAUGUAAACAUGGACCUUGCCCCCGGCUUUAUGCAUGCAUCUAUGGGGCAGCUGUGAAUGAAGAGGGCUGCCCCUUCAUGUCUAAGUGUUGGACUAGAUCAGCCCUCCCUAACUGACUGAGGAUGAUGGGAGUUGUAGUCCAAAACAGCUAGAGAAUACCAUGUUGGGAAGGCUGAAACAGAAUACUGGGGAAAAAAUGAUUUUGAUGGUUUGCAUCAGAGGUAAGGAGAGAAGAGUAAGCAAAAGUGCUUCUGGGCAAGUGGAGGGUGUGUUUAGUCUUCUUUUUUUAGACCCAACUGAGUCACAUUUUCAGCCCAGGUUGGCGGUAUUUUGCACUGGACAUACUGAUGGUUUGGGGAGGGGGCACUUUUGGAGCUAAUAGUUUUCAGCCAGGUGGCAACUUCACGAGUCCCUGGGUAGGGGCGGAGUGGGAGUGGGCCGAAGCAUGACUGUCUUCUGUAUUUUCCAAAGAAAAUGUGGCAGAGUGUAGAAAGUUGUUUAAUAAGAAUACAACCCAAUAAAAAAGAUCUAACAACACAAA
This is a messenger RNA of Rhineura floridana, 5566 nucleotides long. RefSeq names its product EMAP like 2 (gene EML2). The transcript is spliced from 19 exons. Gene Ontology annotation, biological process: microtubule cytoskeleton organization. Gene Ontology annotation, molecular function: microtubule binding. The coding region runs from base 723 to 2684 and encodes 653 amino acids. NCBI's taxonomy places the organism in Eukaryota, Metazoa, Chordata, Lepidosauria, Squamata, Rhineuridae. Gene Ontology annotation, cellular component: mitotic spindle. The record is from RefSeq and is a predicted model, not a curated record.